AUGUCUAAGAACGUUGAGGAUGUAUAUAAGAUGGUUUCUUAAGUUGAACACAUUUUAUUGAGACCUGAUACUUACAUAGGGAGUGUAGAGAUAUCAGAUUAAGAAUUAUGGAUUUGUGAGGAUAGUGAUUAGAUUUCAUUCAAAUUUGAAGAAUUUAGUUAUUGUUAAGGAUUAUAUAAGAUUUUUGAUGAGAUAUUGGUGAAUGCAGCAGACAAUUAUUAGAGAGAUAAAUCUACAGAUCGUAUAUCUGUGUCAAUAGAUAAUGAUACUAUAAUGGUAGAGAAUACAGGAGCAGGUAUUCCAAUAUAAAUUCAUAAAUAAUACAAUAUCUAUGUGCCAGAAAUGAUUUUCGGAAGACUAUUAACAUCUUCUAAUUAUGAUGAUUCUGAAUAGAAAGUGACAGGGGGUAGAAAUGGUUUUGGAGCAAAGUUAGCAAACUUAUUUAGUUCUUAUUUCAAAGUGGAAACCAUUCAUUAAUCAUAGAAGUUUACAAUGAUUUGGACAGAUAAUAUGAAGAAACAUUCAUAACCAGAAAUCACUAAGACGAAUGAGAAGCCUUACACAAGAAUAACAUUCAAACCAGAUUUAAAGAACUUCUAGACAGAUAGAUUAUCAGAUAUAGUUCCUUUAUUAUAGAAACGUGUAAUAGAUUUGGCAGGUAUUUUGCCAAUAUCUAUAUACUUAAAUGGUAAGAAGGUGCCAAUCAAUAAUUUUAAAGAUUAUGCUUAAUUGUAUGGAAUAAAUGGGAAAUUUGCUUAUGCAUCUUAGAAUAAGCCACAUAAAUGGGAGAUUUUGGUAAGUUCAUCAGAUGGUCAAUUUAGUUAAGUUUCAUUUGUAAAUUCUAUUAAUACAAUAAGAGGUGGAACUCAUGUAAAUUACAUAGUAGAUUAAAUAGCUGAAGGGUUAUUGAAUCAUAUAAAAAAGAAAUAUAAAGAGAUGAAAAACAUUAAACCUUUUUAAGUAAAGAGUUUCAUUAAAAUAUUUUUAAAUUGUUAAAUUGUGAAUCCUGCAUUUGAUUCAUAGACUAAAGAAACAUUAACAACAAAGGCUUAGAAAUUUGGUAGUACAUUUGAAAUAAGUGAGAAAUUUAUAGAUGAAAUUAUAAAAAAAACAGAGAUUAUAGAUAAUGUUAUAUUGUAGGCUAAAUCAAGAUUAAAUAAAUAAUUAAGUAAAUAAUUAUCAGCCAAAAAACAAUAAAGAUUAUUAGGCAUAGAUAAAUUAGAAGAUGCAAAUGAUGCAGGUACAAAAAAUGCUGAUUUAUGCACUUUAAUAUUAACUGAAGGAGAUUCAGCUAAAUCAUUGGCUAUGGCUGGAAUAGAAAUAGUAGGUAGAGAUAGAUUUGGAGUAUUUCCUUUAAGAGGUAAGUUAUUGAAUGUUAGAGAUGCAUCAAUAUAAAUGAUAAUGAAAAAUUCAGAAAUUGAACAAUUAGUGAAAAUUAUGGGAUUGUAAUUUAAUAAAAAUUAUGAAAAUACAAAAUCUUUAAGAUAUGGAUCAAUCAUGAUUAUGACUGAUUAAGAUCAUGAUGGACAUCAUAUAAAAGGAUUGAUCAUUAAUUUUAUAGAAAAGUUUUGGCCAUCUUUAUUUAAAAUGAAAGGUUUUCUUAAAUAAUUUGUUACACCAAUUAUUAAAGUGACUAAAGGUAAAGAGUCUCAUAGUUUCUUUUCAAUAGGAGAAUAUAAAAAAUUUAUUGCAGAAAAUCCUACAGAAGAUUAUAAAGUUAAAUAUUAUAAAGGUUUAGGUACUUCAACUGAUGCAGAGGCUUAAUAAUACUUUAGUAAUUUAACAUUGCAUAGGAAAGUCUUUACUUAUUCUGAUCAAACAGAUUCUGAUUAUAUUGAUUUAGUAUUUUCAAAAAGUAAGGCUGAUUAAAGAAAGGAUUGGCUUUCAGAGUAUUCAUGGAAAUAAGUUGAAGAUACUCUUGAUUAUAGUAAACCAACUGUUAGAUAUCGAAAUUUUGUAACUGAUUGUUUGUCUAUGCAUUCAAUUAAUGAUAAUUUAAGAUCAAUACCUUCUAGUAUAGAUGGACUUAAACCUACAUAGAGAAAAAUUAUACAUACUCUUCUAAAUCAUAGUAAAUAAGAAUAUAAGGUAAGUUCUUUAAGUGGAUUGGUUACUACUUAUGCUUAAUAUCAUCAUGGUGAAUAAUCUCUUUAAUAAACAGUAGUAGCUAUGGCAUAGAAUUUCACUGGAUCAAACAAUAUCAAUUUAUUAUUACCAAUUGGUUAAUUUGGUACUAGAUCAAUGGGUGGAAAAGAUGCAGCUUAAGCUAGAUAUAUUGGUACUAAAUUAAGUCCUCUUACAACAAAAAUCUUUAAUGAAGAUGAUUUACAUACAUUAAAUUAUUUAGAUGAAGAGGGAUACACUGUUGAACCAUUUUGGUUUACUCCAAUUUUGCCUUUGGUUUUGAUUAAUGGAGCUGAAGGUAUAGGUACUGGAUGGUCUACUCAAGUACCUAAUUUCAAUCCAAGAGAAAUAUGUUAAUAGAUCAAACGAAAAUUGAGGGGUGAAGAAUUUGAAGAGUUAGUACCAUGGUAUAAAGGAUUUACAGGUUCAAUUACAGCUGGAACCAAUUAAUAUAUAGCUAAAGGAUCAUUUAUUUAACAUAAGAAUCAUAUAUAUAUUACUGAAAUACCUCCAAAGAAGACUGUUAAGGAAUAUUAAGCAUUUAUAUAAUCGAAAAUGGAAAUAGCUGAAGGGAAAUCAGAACCUGAAAUAUUAGACAUGAAAGAAUAUCAUGCUGGUAAUAAAGUAUGUUUUGAAUUAAAAGUUACUGAUGAAGUAUUAAAAUAAGAUUUAGAGAAAUAUUUUAAAUUGUAAACUACUAUUGCUAUGACUAAUCUUGUAUUAUUUAAUGAAAAAGGUUUAUUAAAAAGAUAUUCUAAUGUUUCUGAAAUAUUAGAAGAGUUCUAUUAAACUAGAAUUAAAUAUUAUUAAUUAAGAAAAGAAUACUUACUUUCUAAAUAUUAAAAUGAAUUAGAAUUAGUUCAAUCUAAAUCUAAAUUUAUUGAAGGGAUGAUAGAUAAUUCAAUAUAAUUAAGAGGAUUAAAGAAAAAUGAAAUGUGUAAGAAAUUAUAAUCACUUGGUUUCAAAGGUAUUAGUAAGAUGGAAAAAAUAAAGAGUACAAGAAACUUAAAAGAAAUUGAUACUGAUAAUUUAGAAAAACAAUAUGAUUAUUUAUUGAGUAUGCCAAUGUGGAAUUUUAGUGAAGAAAAAAUUAUAGCUUUUAAAUAAUAAAUCAAAUAAUUAUAAGAUUAAAUUAAUUAAUUGAAUAAGAAAACACUUUAAUAAUUAUGGUCUGAAGAUAUAGAUGAUUUUUUAGAUGAAUUAACAAAGGUGGAAGAAUAAGAAACUUAAGAAAUGAUUAAAAGAGUAGAAAAAAAUGCUGAAAAAUUAUUAAAAGGUGGAGCAAAUUAUUUAAAAACAUAUUUAUUAAAAGGAAAAGAUGAUUUUGCUUAAUAAGAAGAUUAUGAUUCAGAAUCUGAUGGUGAUGGUCCAUCUAGAGAUCCAAGAGUAUUAAAAAAAGUGAUUAAAGAAUUUGCAAAUUUUGGUAUUAAAUCAUUAAGAGAUAUACCUUAAUAAAAAUUUAAAAUAUAGAUUGAUAAAUAAACAAAGAAAAAAGAUACAAAAGAAAAUUAAGAUGAUAAUAAAAGUGAAAAACCAAUUUCAAUGGAUUUAGAAGAUGACAGUCCAAAAAGAAAUAAAAAAGUUGUUGAUAGUUAAAGUGAAGAUGAAAUUAUUAAUUAAAAAAAGUAUACUAGAAGAAAUUAAAAAUAAAAUGAUGUUGAAGAAAUUUAAAUAUCAACUAAUAAAGAUUCAUAAAUCAAUAAAUUUGAUAAUAAAAUUAAUAAGGUUGAAUCAAAAAUUGAAAAAGCUGAAUCUAAAAUAAAAAAGAGUAGUAAAUUAAAAAAAAUUGUACCUUAAUAUGAUUCAGAAAAUAAAGCAUCUGAAAUUAAAAGAAAAGCUGAACAAGAAAAAGCAGAAGAAGAUUAAAAAUUAAUAGAAUAAGAAAAAGAAGAAUUAGAAAAAUAAAGAGUUCCUGUUGAUUCUUUAAAAGUUCCAAUUUAAGAUAAAGUAGAAAUGGAUCUAUUUUAAAAAUAUGGAUUUGGAGAUUUUAUGAAAUACCUUACACCAAUUAAUGGUAAAGAUAAUAAUCCUAUUCCAUCCUUAGCUGAUAGAAUACUUUAAAGAACAAAAUAAGGAGAAAUUAAUUUUGACAAAAUUAUAGCUGAUAAAAAAUAAGAAAGUGCCUAAAAAGAAAAAAAAGAUUCAGAUCAUGAAAUUGAAGAUUUUUUAUAAUUAGACUUAAGUGAAGAAUCAGAUAAUAAAUAAAAAGAAAAAGUUACAAAAACUACUCAAAAAACUACAGUUGAGAGAAGAUCAGCCAAAAAGAAUACUGAAUAAUAAUCAUAAUAAAUAACAACAACUCCUUCUAAAAGAAAGUAAAGAAAGUAAAUAAUUGAAUCAAGUGAUGAAGAGGAGCCUUUAAAUAAGAAACAAAAAAGAAAAUGAG
This is a messenger RNA of Paramecium pentaurelia, 4510 nucleotides long. The record is from the annotation of a GenBank genome assembly. NCBI's taxonomy places the organism in Eukaryota, Ciliophora, Oligohymenophorea, Peniculida, Parameciidae.